This is a messenger RNA of Moesziomyces antarcticus, 591 nucleotides long. RefSeq lists its product as uncharacterized. NCBI's taxonomy places the organism in Eukaryota, Fungi, Basidiomycota, Ustilaginomycetes, Ustilaginales, Ustilaginaceae. The record is from RefSeq and is a predicted model, not a curated record. The coding region runs from base 1 to 591 and encodes 196 amino acids. The transcript has a single exon.
AUGCACGUUGCCAAGCGCCGAUCUAACGGCGGCAUUGCCGAUCCAUGUCUAGCUCUGUGUGCGAUCCGGAGCUGCGCGGGCUGGGAAAGCUCUCUUUGCUGCAAGCGUAGGGAGUGGGCGGGGCUGCGACACGCGCGGCCGAGACGCGUGGCUGCUGGCUUUGGCAUCAGGGCCACUUUACGCGACACGCGUCCGACGCGUCCAAAUCCAUUUACACGUCGAGCAGCUUUGCGCUCGCAAGCCGAAAAAAGGGCGGCAGACAACGCACACGCACACAAAGGCAGUCAGGUCAACAUCUGCGUCGCGCGCAAAGAAACACACGGCCAGCGCACGCGCGCCAGCGCACGCGCGCCAGUGAACGAGCGCUCUUUCGCCCAGGUUGGAAUGCAAAGUCGAGAAGAGGCUGAGAGCACGGCGACCGCAUCAACACAGAUCUCGCUCAGCCAGGGCGGCACCAACACUUGUCUCUGCACCUCAUCCUUCUGCGCCCAUCUUGAUCUUGCUCCAUCUACUCGCCUCCCCACCUUCUUCUCACACCCACGCACCAUCGACUGGAUAGAAAAGGCAGCGACGAGUGGAGCGCACAUCUGA